Capsicum annuum is the source of this 720-nucleotide messenger RNA. RefSeq names its product huntingtin-interacting protein K. The transcript is spliced from 4 exons. Gene Ontology annotation, biological process: negative regulation of apoptotic process; protein stabilization. The record is from RefSeq and is a predicted model, not a curated record. Bases 167 to 496 code for a protein of 109 amino acids. NCBI's taxonomy places the organism in Eukaryota, Viridiplantae, Streptophyta, Magnoliopsida, Solanales, Solanaceae.
CAAUCAAACAAGGUUAUCCUAUUUGUGCAAAUCUCCUUCAAGCCCAAUAUACCAUAAGCCCAAUACAAAAUCAAAUCCAAGCAAUAAACAAAAAAUUGUUAGGGCACCAAUUAACACACUGUACAAUUUGGUGAAACUGAAUUGGAAGUUUAGAGAGAGAGCAAGAAUGGAGGUUGGAGAUGAAGCAAUUGAGAUGGUAGAUUCAAAGGACUUACAGCAGCAAAGCAAAGCACUAGAUAAGUUGACUGACCAUGUUGAAGAUCGUCAGCUCGAUUCAUCUCGUGUUCAAACGGCUAUGGCUUCAAUUUAUGCAUCCAAGGAAGCUGAUCUUCAAGCUAUGAGAAUGAGGGAGAAAGAACUAGCUGCUGUUAAGAUCAAUGCUGCUGAUAUCGAUAUAAUUGCAAACGAACUAGAGGUGGACAAGAAAGUUGCUGAAAGGACUUUGCGAGAGCAUAAAGGCGACGCUGUUGCUGCAAUACGGCAUUUGCUCAACUAGUUGAACAACUACUACGUCUCUGUCCCAAACAAAUUGGGGUCGGCUCAUUUCAUAUCAAACGAUGAGGAAAAUACAUCAUCACCGGGGAACUUUUUCCUUCGAUUCUGAAAUGUAGUAGCUAAGAAGAAUGUUAAAUGUUCAUGCUAUAUAUGGAACUUUGAUCUGUUGACUGUCUUUCAACUGUAUUGGUAAUUGCUAAUGUUGAAGUUCAUGCUUUAUAUUCA